UUCCCCCGACAAGAUGGCAGCGCGGUCGAGCUGGUGAGAGCGGAGCGGCGAGCGGAGGCGGCGGCGACUCCGUAAGAAAGCUCGGCUGGAUUCAGUGGUUCUCCGCUCGCGGAGUGUCCCCGGCUGGGGGAAUGCCGACGGGACGGGAUUCGCCGCCGCGGCUCUGAGCGCCCCGAAUCCUUCGCAGCCUUUGCAGCGCCGUGUCUCCCCAUCGUGGCCCCCCAACGCCCGGGGCCGCCGCUGGCGAUGACCGGAGAGAAGCUGCGCUCGCUGCGCAAGGAUCACAAGCCCAACAAGGAGGACGGGGACCUGCUGGGGCCCGGCGAGGAGGAAGCGGCGGCCGCGCCUGGCGGAGGCGCUUUCACAAGCGCCCGGGCGGGAAGCGGCAAAGGCAGCCGCGGCUCGACCCACCGCAUCUUCACCAACCAUCACCGGCUGCCGCUGAAAGGAGGGUCCGGCGGGAGCUCUUCCCUCGCCGCCUCCUCCCUCGACCCCAUCAAGGCUCCCAGCGCGCAGUUCCCCGUGCACGAGUGCGUCUUCAAGGGGGAUGUGAGGAGGUUGUCGGCGCUGAUCCGCACGCAGGGCAUCAUCGGCCUCAAGGAUAACCACGGGAAUACUCCUUUACAUCUUGCUGUAAUGCUGGGGAAUAAAGAAUGUGCUCAUUUGCUUUUGGCUCACAAUGCUCCCGUAAAAGUGAAAAAUGCUCAGGGAUGGAGUCCUCUUGCAGAAGCCAUCAGCUAUGGAGAUAGGCAAAUGAUUACAGCACUCCUAAGGAAACUGAAGCAACAGUCUAGGGAAAGUGUUGAAGAAAAGCGGCCUCGAUUAUUAAAAGCCCUGAAAGAGCUAGGUGACUUUUAUCUUGAACUUCACUGGGAUUUUCAAAGUUGGGUGCCUUUACUUUCCCGAAUCUUGCCUUCUGAUGCAUGUAAAAUAUACAAACAAGGUAUAAAUAUCAGGCUUGACACAACCCUCAUAGAUUUUACUGACAUGAAGUGCCAACGGGGGGACUUGAGCUUCAUUUUCAAUGGUGAUGCUGCACCCUCUGAAUCCUUUGUAGUUUUAGACAACGAACAAAAGGUUUACCAGCGAAUACAUCACGAGGAAUCAGAGAUGGAAACUGAGGAGGAAGUUGAUAUUUUGAUGAGCAGUGAUAUUUAUUCAGCAACAUUAUCAACCAAAUCAAUCACCUUCACACGUGCCCAAACAGGAUGGCUUUUCCGAGAAGAUAAAACAGAAAGAGUGGGAAACUUUUUGGCAGACUUCUACCUGGUUAACGGGCUUGUUUUAGAAUCAAGAAAAAGACGGGAACAUCUCAGUGAGGAGGAUAUCCUUCGGAAUAAAGCUAUCAUGGAAAGCUUGAGCAAAGGUGGAAAUUUGAUGGAACAAAACUUCGAGCCUGUCAGGAGACAAUCUCUUACCCCACCACCACCCAAUACAAUUUCAUGGGAGGAAUACAUAUCUGCAGAAAAUGGAAAAGCGCCUCAUUUGGGUAGAGAACUUGUCUGCAAAGAAAGCAAGAAAACUUUUAAAGCUACGAUAGCCAUGAGCCAAGAAUUUCCUCUAGGAAUUGAAUCGUUGUUGAAUGUUUUAGAAGUAAUUGCACCCUUCAAGCACUUUAACAAACUGCGGGAAUUUGUGCAGAUGAAACUUCCGCCAGGCUUUCCAGUAAAAUUAGAUAUUCCUGUGUUUCCAACAAUCACAGCCACUGUGACUUUUCAGGAGUUUCGCUAUGAUGAGUUUGAUGAAUCAAUUUUCACAAUUCCUGAUGACUACAAGGAGGAUCCCAGCCGCUUUCCUGAUCUCUAAACUUUUAACUGGACAGUUAGCAGCGAAUAAAGAAUACCAGCAUGCCUCAAGACAACAAGACAACCGAAGGAUGUGGAUAGCUUAAGACCGAUGUCUGAAAGUUGGGAAAAUUGAAAAGAUAAAACUUAUUUAAAUGAAUUCAGAAAGGGAACACAGAGUGAAUUUUAUCUAUUGUAAUAUAUAGCAAGCAUCCAUCUGGUGUCUCAAGGAUAGCGGGUCUCCUGAUGUAUCACAUUCAUUUAUACAUCUAGACUUGCAAGCAUGGUAAUCUGGCACCUCAGUCUCACACACAUACAUACACACCUCUCCACCCCACCCCACCCCAUGGUACAUUCAUAAAUCCUCUAAAGACGAUCGUUUGUUUAUAGAAUUUUUUUUCCUUGAUAAUAAAAAGCACUCUUGGACCAUUUGCAUAAACACUAAAAUGUCUUACCAGGGUAUUAACCCUUUUAAACUCCCGUCUGGAAUCAAGAUAACCUUCCUUCAAGGUUUGUUUUCAUAUGUUAUAAAUCCUGUUACAUUCAGCAAAUUGAACAUCGUCUGAGCAUUUAGAAGAAGGAAUUACUUUUCUGUAGAUAAAUGAGCCAAAAGCUAACCUUUUGUAUACAGUUGCUUUUAGUUAUUGCAAUACAUUUCAGUACUAGAACAUUCACUGCAGGGAAUAAGGUACCUCCUCUAGCACCUUAGUGCAACUCAUUGUGGUGCUAUCUGUAUUUUCCCCAAAUUGUUGAUUUCUCCACCGAAGAUUGUUUCCUAAUCUUUUCACGAAGAUCUUUUCAAGAUGGCUGGAAAUGUUCUUGCAGUAUUUGUUGGAGAUUCUUCCUUGUCAUUUAUUUGGUCUGUUCAAAUAUACUUAAGCAAUUCAAACAAGGGUACCAAAUUUGCAUAUAUGCUCUGCAGCAUUUGGGAACAAUGAAUUAUAGCAGUUAGAUGAUAACCGUCUCAAAGGUGAAGCUUUGUUUUCUCCCAAGGAAAAAAAAAUCUAGUAGAAUGAAUAGGGGCUGCAGUAAACUAAGAAAAAUGUUCAAAAAUGCCAUGGGGUGUUUCCAGUAUGAAUAGCUUCAAUAAGAGUAACUUUUGGCUUUUUUUUCUUCAAAUUGACUUCUUAAAGUUAGGAUUAUUAUAUGGUUCCAGCCACCAAAACAGGAAUAUAACCUAGUGUUUUUGCUCUACUGUCUCAAACUGUUGAUACCUACAUUCAUUUGUAUUGCGAGAUUUGGCUUCCGGUAAUGUGUAAGUGUACAGAAAUGUAAAUACUUUCAGAAGAAUAUUCUUUGUGUGGUCUAGUCUUUUUUUUUUUCCUUUUUUGGGAGGGGUCUGGAAAGUUUUUAAAUCAUUUUCAAACAUGUAGAAAACCACAUGUCGGGUAACACCCAGCGCUGGCAAUAUCUUAAAAUGUGAAAUGAGGCGUUCUGAGGCAUAGUCCCCAGUAAAACAGGGUCAUAAGCCACAGCAACCCUGUCAAGAAAAAAGGUACAGAAUUAAUUAAAGUUGUAACUUUGCACUAGGGCCACAUGCAGAGGAGCAACUCAAGAAAACAGCAGCAGCUUAUAAACCAGGGAAUAAACAUUGAGACUAAUUCCAGAAAUGCUGCAAACUUGUAAGCAGUUUAUACUAACCAGGAUUGGCAAUUGUGAGUGUGAAGACAGUUGGUUAGGGCUUUGCUGGUUUUGAAAUGCAUGUUAUUUCCAGUACUUGUUGCGAAAGAUUCAAUCUGCCCGCUAUAAAAUGCAAUUAAAAAUACCCUGUUAUUUCCUCUUUCAAUGGAUUCAAAGAGGAGACAUCACUAAAACUAAACGUGAUUGAUGCUAUAGGUUGCCUCCAGUUAGUGCCACCUGCCCACAAAAUAACUUCUGGCAGUGAAAUGUGAUUUUCACAUAGUCUGCAAUUUCUGUGCCCUCCAGUGUGACUCUGGAAGUUAGAAAUUCCCUACAAUUUAUUCAAGGAUGAGGAGAACGGAGUCCUGCUGCUUGAGCGGAAGUCUCCUCUUUUGUCAUUGGACUGUGUCCUUUGUAUUAUCUGUCCUGUGGGCAUCUCCUAAAAAGAAUUUGCUGUAUAGAGAAAUGUACAGUACUGGGUUUUUUUGCCAUAGGAAUGAUGGAAAGUACCGGUAUGAAUUUGAUUGGAUGGCUGUAUCUCCCUCCAAAUGGUAGGAACUUGAUAAUGGUCAUCUCCUAUAUCUGAAAUUAUCAGGUUAAUAAUGCCAAAGUUACCUUUCAUUAAGUUGUAUAUAUUAAAAGAAAAUGCUUAAGUAUCUCAGCCCAGCACAUGGAAUACAUAAAUAUUUCCACGUUGGUUAAAAACUGGGUUAGAUCCAAAUUUAAUCCCAUGGGAAAUACAAAGAUACUAAUUGGAAUCAACAAAGACUGAUUUCAGUAGGUUUAAUCUAACCAUAAUCUGGGAUCCGAUUUAAUGAUUUUUUUUUUGUCCAGUCUAAUAAGUUUAUUCUAGUAAGAUCUGAAUGGGGAAAAGAGCUUUACUUUGGUAGUUGCUGGUCAACCUCUGAGGACAGAAGAAAGACCUCAAAUUUUAACUUGUUUGCACUGAAGAAAAGAGAUAACAGCCUCUUAGUGGCUUCAGCAGAUUUUUCCAAUUGUGGUUUAUGUUGUAUCACAACCCUUUUUAAAGAUGGGUAGAUACAACAGUUUAUUUAGUUCCAGAAACGGAUUUUCAGGGAUGGGGAAAACCCGAUCAGUGUCCACUGCAAUUGAUCUGAUUGCAUCCAAGUGCUUAUGCAUGCAGCUCUCUUGCUUUCAUGGAGCUUCCGGUUCAAAAAUUUGGGGAAUUUGAUUUACACAUGUAAGGCACAUAUACACCGACUUUAAAAGAAAUGUGAAAAGUGUUCCUGUAAAGAGAGCUGUUUGCCUGCAAUGGUGUUCCAGAAUCUUACCAUUAAGAUUUUGACAUUAGGUUAAUAACAAACAUAUUAAUGAACAAGUAUAGAUUAGUGCUUGACCGUUAAGCACUUUGGAGGAUCUGUUUUGAUUUUUGGUUGUACCAUCUAAUGUUGUAUUUUAGAGAAUUAUUUCGUACCAAAUAUAUUGCAUUGGCUACAUCCACCACUCAAAAUGUCAAAUUUUUGAGGUCAAAACUAUUUCUGAAUAAUUCUGAAGAAUUAUGUAUAAUUGUAUUGCGGGGGAAAAGUUCACAUAAAAAUAUGCAAAAUUUAUUAUAAAUGUAACGCAACUGGCCAAGUUAAAUGAUUAUUCCAUUUGCAUAUUUUUAGGCCUUGAUUGAAAAGGAAUAUUACUUGGAAAACAGAUUAUAUUAGUAUCCUGAGUAGGAAUGUGCAAAAUUUGUUGAUCUGGGAAUGGACCAUUCCAGAAAAGUCCAGAAUGUUUUGUUCCAGGAAAAGCACUUAGGCAAUUCCCAUAAAUAAGUUCUCCAAACUAAACUGCAGUUUAAAUAUCAGAUCACCCUCCAAAAUACCUCAAGCUGUUUUUGGGUUGAACAAUUUAUUUUGGAAAACUGCCUAUCAUAUACUGAAACAAAACAUUGUAAAAUUUUUCCAGAGUAAUUAGUUCCUGUAUCAAUAAGGUCUGUACAUAUCUUGUAAUGAAUAAUUUGGACACGUGCAGUUUUGUGUUAAAUUUUCAUUUGAAGAAACAUCUGAAAUUUCCUUGAGGUUUGAUCUCUUAAAAAACUAGCAAAGUGUUCUGUCAGUCAUUAGCUGAGGAAAAGAUUGAAAAGAACUCAAAUGCUUCCUAAAUCAAGCUCAGUCUUAUUGGUCUUCCAAAUAAUUGCUUUAAUUUAUAACAAAAAAGAAUUAAGACUUUUUUCCAAGCAGUUGGUCUUUCAGUCAUUGCAAUUCAUGUACCUAGCAAAUAGUGCACCUGUGGAUAUAAUCCAAUGCUGGAAAGCCCAUCUUAAGCUGAAGCAUAAUAUAUUGAAAGUUACAUACUUGUUGACUUUAUUAAAGAUAAUUAUAUUUAAAUAAUACUAACAAACUUUCUAUAAUGCUGCAGUUUUUCCUUGACAGUUUAUAAUUGUAACAAAGGCAUUUUUUUGUUGUUACAUUUCAUGUUCUUUGUCUAAUCUAAACUCACCUUCACUAAAAGGAUUUUUGGUUGUACCAUUUAGAAUAAAGACCAAAAGAUGCUGUUUGCUUUUAAAACUGAAUAUAUGACAAUUAUAUUAUAACUUAACAUGGAUCCUUCCUCCUUAUUAGAGGAGGACUAAGAUGUACAAAAAGGCUGUUACAAUGUACCACUUUCACAAGGACAUUUUAUUGGUCAGUUUUUCAAUAAAAUCCUCAAUUUUCAGUG
Messenger RNA from Ahaetulla prasina, 6071 nucleotides. It is a transcript of the gene ANKRD13C, whose product is annotated as ankyrin repeat domain 13C. Gene Ontology annotation, cellular component: cytoplasm. The transcript has 13 exons. The record is from RefSeq and is a predicted model, not a curated record. Lineage: Eukaryota; Metazoa; Chordata; Lepidosauria; Squamata; Colubridae. The coding region runs from base 247 to 1806 and encodes 519 amino acids. Gene Ontology annotation, molecular function: protein binding.